This is a messenger RNA of Centropristis striata (black sea bass), 3011 nucleotides long. Its product is annotated as zinc finger MYM-type protein 1. Lineage: Eukaryota; Metazoa; Chordata; Actinopteri; Perciformes; Serranidae. The transcript is spliced from 3 exons. The record is from RefSeq and is a predicted model, not a curated record. Gene Ontology annotation, molecular function: protein dimerization activity. Bases 294 to 2465 code for a protein of 723 amino acids.
UGCACCCAGUAAUAUGUGUAAAAUAUGAUAGAAAAUCAUCUGUGCAAGAUGUAUGCUUUUCCUACAUGUCCCCUGUCCCGUGCUUCAAGAGCUCUGGGGCGAUGGAGAAAUCGCCCCAAGAAGGCGGGUCUAUGUAACUGUUAAGCCAAUUACUAAUUUAAGAUGUGAACGCAUGACAUAAAAUUUGGCCAAUCAGCGUCCUCAAAUCCAAUCCGCUUGGGGCGAUUAUUUUAUCGCCCCAAGCGAGCCACUGCUAAGGUCAGAACGAGGCUGUAAGGCGCCAUUUUUACAACAUGACAAUGGCGAGCACGAUCACUGACGCUCUUCCAAGACCCAACCCUAACUCGGUUAAAUCUCUCGUUCAAGACCCAUUUGAGAGGAGAACUUUGGCGGAGAAGCUACGGGUGAAAGAGCUGGGCCCAGAACAACCUGACCUCUCAAUCCGACAGCAGGCCAGCGAAAAAGGGAAGCGGUAUAUGCGCGGCUUCUCCCGUAGCUGGUACAGCAGAAAGGCCUGGCUAGCCGGGUGCGGUCAUGCUAAUGCCUUAUUUUGCUUUCCGUGCUUGCUUUUUAAAACUACGGGGACAGAUCCAGCAUGGACCGUUACCGGAGUGAGGGAUAUGAAGCACCUGUCAGAGAAAGUCAGGAAACAUGAGAGCACCAGGACACACAUGGAUAACUCUGUCAAGCUAGCUGUGCUAGGGAGGGUGAACAUCGCUACGCAGCUGGACGACGGCCACCGGGUUGCUGUGAGGAAACACAACGAGGAGGUGGAUAAAAACAGGCACAUUUUAUCCAAGAUAAUCGAUUGUGUUAAGUUUUGCGGAGCUUUUGAGUUGGCGUUGCGUGGGCAUGAUGAGACUGACUCCUCGGACAACCCUGGCAUUUUCAGGGGAUUGGUGGAUUUUGUUGCCUCCCUGGACAGUGUGCUGGAGGAGCACCUGAAGGCAGCUACCGUUUUUAAAGGCACGUCGAAGACUAUUCAAAACGAGCUGUUGGACUGCAUGCUAUCAGUGCUAAAGGAGUACAUUCUGGAGGAAGUAAAGAGCGCUGAUUUUAUCGCCAUUCAAGCCGACGAGACAACUGACAUUUCCACCCACUGUCAGCUGGUGCUUGUGCUACGCUACCUCGAUGCAAACAGUAACAUCCAAGAGCGGUUUUUCGAGUUCAUCACCAUCCAGAACGCAACCGCCGACACCAUCGCUACAGCACUUCUGGAGAGGCUAAGCACCAUACUCCCAGAUGGACACAAGGCCAAACUAGUUGCCCAAGCUUACGACGGAGCUAGUGUGAUGAGGGGAGCCACCGGCGGAGUGCAGCGUAAGAUAACGGAUGUAUACGAAAAUGCUCACUACGUCCACUGCUAUGCGCAUCAGCUGAACCUCAUCAUGCAGCAGGCAACAUCACACAUCCCCAGAAUCGGCACUUUUUUUUCCGACCUUGCAGGAUUUUCUGCCUUCUUCUCCAGGUCACCCAAGCGAACCACCGUGCUUGACCAAGUGGUUGCGCAUAGACUUCCUAGAGCCUCUCCAACACGGUGGAACUUCCACAGUCGCGCUGUUAACACUGUGUACGAGCACAAGGAUGACCUCUUAAAGUGUUUCCAGACCAUCAGAGACUCUGGCAGCUUUGAUCCCUCAACUGUCAGAGAGGCUGGGGGCUUUGUGAGGAUGCUUGAAGACGAGGCUUUCUGUUUUUUCCUGGCAUUGUUCCACAAGAUCAUGCCAAAUGUGGACAUGCUCUUCAACCAGCUGCAGAAGAGGAACAUCGACCCUGUCUUCAUUAAAGCACUUGUCCAGAGGUUCACAGACAGCAUGCUAACGAUCAGGGCCUCCAUUUCCUCUCUGUGUGGGGACAGCGCAUCUGACGAGCAGCAGCAGCCCAUAAAGCGACGGAGGAUGCUGGGACCAGGAGAACAACAGAGGCUGGCUACAGAGAUAUGUGAUACCAUCCUGGUGCAUACCAAGGAGCGGUUCUCCUUCACCCAGCACCUCAUCAGCGCAACACUGUUGCACGGAGAGUUGUUCCCACAACACAGUGUGAAGUUCCCCGAUACAGCGCUUGAAACAACAGUGGAGGUGUACCCCAUGUUGAACAAGGCCAAGCUCAAAACAGAACUGUCCCUCAUCUAUGACAACAGUGAGUUCAAGGCUUGCAGUGGUGCAGUGCCUCUGUACCAGUUCUUCAUGGAGAACAACCUUCAGAGCACUUUCACAGAGACUGUCAGCCUCCUGAAGAUCCUCAUCACCACACCCAUGACAACAGCUGAAUCCGAGAGGUGCUUCUCUACUCUGAAGAGGAUCAAGACCUUCCUGAGAAACACCAUGACACAGGAUCGCCUGAAUGCUCUGGCUAUGCUCUCCAUGGAGAAGAAACUUGUUAGGGACAUUCCUGACUUUAAUAAUCGGGUCAUUGAGAAGUUUGCCACUCAGAAGGAGAGAAGGGCAAAAUUCCUGUAUAAAUAAGAUGAGACACACACACACCCUCACACACACACACACGCGCACACACACACACACACACACUGCAGCUCUGACCACGUUUCUUUGUAUAUAGUUGACCUUAGCAUAAGACAUCAGUCAGUAAUGUAUGACACUCUAUAAAUACCUAAUAUUUUGUCUUAAUAGUGUGUUAAUAUUAAUAAUUAAUGUAUAUGUUUCUAGAAUGUAAACACUAACCAGACUCAGUCUGUAAUCUACUGAUGCUUACUGUACCUUCUGAGCACAUUACAGCUACAACUAAUGAUAAUUUUCACUACCUAUUAAUCUGCUGAUUAUUUUCUUGAUUGUUUAGUAUAUAAAAUGUUUACUGUAAUUUCAUAGAGCCUAAAGUGACAAGUUCAAUUUCAAAUACAAAUGGAAAGCUUGUGUUGUUCAAUAUGUUGUUUAUGUUUUUGUGUUAGAAUGCCUCAACUUUUUAAUAUUGGCAUUAAAUAAUUACUGACUAUUUCACAGAGCACUGGUUUCCUGUAGUUUGUGUUCAAUUGUAUUGGGAUGGUUACUGAAACUGAA